This is a messenger RNA of Arctia plantaginis, 975 nucleotides long. Lineage: Eukaryota; Metazoa; Arthropoda; Insecta; Lepidoptera; Erebidae. The record is from the annotation of a GenBank genome assembly.
AUGGCAGAUGAUGAAAAAAAGAAUCUCGAGGAGGCGAAGAAGGCCAAACAGGCCGAAAUCGACCGCAAGCGUGCCGAGGUGCGCAAGCGGAUGGAGGAAGCCUCCAAAGCUAAGAAGGCCAAGAAAGGUUUCAUGACACCCGAGAGAAAGAAGAAGCUCAGGUUACUGCUGCGUAAGAAAGCCGCUGAGGAAUUGAAGAAGGAGCAGGAGCGCAAAGCGGCCGAGAGGAGGCGCAUCAUUGAGGAAAGGUGCGGUAAACCCAAGAACAUUGAAGAUGCAAACGAAGAUAGUAUUGCGAGGGUUUGCAAAGAAUACCACGAACGCAUCGGUCGCCUCGAGGAUGAAAAGUUCGAUCUGGAAUACAUCGUUAAGAGAAAAGAUAUGGAGAUUGCGGACCUGAACUCCCAAGUCAACGACCUCAGAGGAAAAUUCGUCAAACCCACACUCAAGAAGGUGUCCAAAUAUGAGAACAAAUUCGCCAAGCUCCAGAAGAAGGCGGCUGAAUUCAACUUCCGUAACCAGUUGAAGGUCGUUAAAAAGAAGGAGUUCACCCUUGAAGAAGAAGACAAAGAGAAAAAGCCAGACUGGUCCAAGGGAAAACCAGGAGACCAAAAGGAGGGUGAGGCAGGUGCGGCUGCUCCAGGAGAUGGGGCUUCACCUGCAGAAGGAGUUCCACCAGCCGAGGGUGCCCCACCGGCUGAAGCUCCACCGGCUGAAGCCCCACCAGCUGAAGGAGCACCGGCUGCAGCUCCACCUGCUGAAGGCGCCCCAGCACCCGCACCCGCUGCAGCACCUGCGGAAGGUGCGCCGGCAGCAGCACCAGCUGAAGGCGCGCCAGCGCCCGCUCCUGUAGCUCCCACUGAAGGAGCGCCCGCUGCAGCCGACCCCGCACCAGAACCAGCGCCAGCGCCAGCGCCAGUGGCUGACCCUGGUAAGCUCUUGAUGCUAUUCCAAAAGACCACAGACAUGAUAUGA